This is a messenger RNA of Tupaia belangeri chinensis (Chinese tree shrew), 6416 nucleotides long. It is a transcript of the gene LMO7, whose product is annotated as LIM domain 7. The coding region runs from base 108 to 4331 and encodes 1407 amino acids. The record is from RefSeq and is a predicted model, not a curated record. Gene Ontology annotation, biological process: regulation of cell adhesion; regulation of signaling. Gene Ontology annotation, molecular function: protein binding. The transcript is spliced from 29 exons. Lineage: Eukaryota; Metazoa; Chordata; Mammalia; Scandentia; Tupaiidae.
UGGUCGUCGCCUUCGUCCCUCGCGUCCCGUCUUGCGACCCGGGUCCCGCUGACACUGAGUCGCUUGCCGGAGUUUAGAGAUAGCAACGCUUUCAAGUUCUCGUAGACAUGGAAGGGGUGGAGGAGGCGGAGGCCGACUGCUCCGGAGCGUUCGCCGAAGCUCAGAGAUGGGUGGAGGCUGUAACAGAGAAGAAUUUUGAAACAACAGAUUUUCGAGCCUCUCUAGAAAAUGGUGUCCUGUUGUGUGAUUUGAUUAAUAAGCUUAAACCUGGCAUCAUUAAGAAGAUCAAUAGACUGUCCACACCAAUAGCAGGUUUGGAUAAUAUAAACGUUUUUUUGAAAGCUUGUGAACAGAUUGGAUUGAAAGAAGCCCAGCUUUUCCAUCCCGGGGAUCUACAGGAUUUAUCAAAUCGAGUCACUGUCAAGCAAGAAGAGACUGAUCGGAGAGUGAAAAAUGUUUUGAUAACAUUGUACUGGCUGGGAAGAAAAGCACAAAGCAAUCCCUACUAUAAUGGUCCCUAUCUUAAUUUGAAAGCAUUUGAAAAUCUCUUAGGACAAGCCUUGACUAAGGCACUCGAAGAUCCCAGCUGCCUGAAAAGAAGUGGCAGAGACAGUGGCUACGGAGAUAUCUGGAGUCCUCCAGGAAACCAUAAGAGAGAAGAUUCCUUUGAAAGUUUGGUCUCUGUCGGGGAUCGAUCACUGACAAGCUACUUCUCUGAUACCACCUUGAGAGGUGGCCGUGAAAGUUACGAAAGUGACACCGAUUCUGAAUUUACAUUCAAAAUGCAGGAUUAUAAUAAGGAUGAUAUGUCGUAUCGAAGGAUUUCGGCUAUUGAACCAAAGUCUGCUUUACCAUUCAACCGUUUCUUACCCAACAAAAAUAGACAAGCAUCCUAUAUGCCAGCACCCUUGAGGAAGAAAAAGCCGGAUAAAAAUGAAGAUAACAGAAGAAGUUGGGCAAGUCCGGUCUACACCGAAGCAGAUGGAACGUUUUCCAGUCACAAGAGAAGGACUUGGGGCACCAAUGUGGAGCACUGGUCAACAGCUCAAGAAUCUUCAAACUCCUCUUGUCGCUUGGAAGAGGAAGAAGAAGAGACAACAGGCAUACCCAACAUUGUAAAGGACGAUCUUUAUGUGCGAAAGCUAAGUCCAAUCAUGCCAAACCCAAGGAGUUCUUUUGAUCAGUUUCUUCCCAAAUGCUGGACCCCUGAAGAGAUGAGCUGGAAAAGAAUAAAAAGGGAAACUUAUAAACCAUGGUAUAAAGAAUUUCAGGGAUUCAGGAGCAAGUCCAUGAGCGAUGUCAGUGCAGAGGAUGUUCAAAACUUGCGUCAGCUACGUUAUGAGGAGAUGCAGAAAAUAAAAUCACAAUUAAAAGAACAAGAUCAGAAAUGGCAGGAUGACCUUGCAAAAUGGAAAGAUCGUAGGAAAAGUCAUACUUCGGAUCUGCAAAAGAAAAAAGAAGAAAGGGAGGAAAUUGAAAAGCAGGCACUUGAGAAGUCUGAAAGAAGCUCUAAGACGUUUAAGGAAAUGCUGCAGGACAGGGAAUCCCGAGACCAGCAGUCUACAAUUACACCAAGGAGGAGAAUAUAUUCUUUCGAUGAUGUACUGAAUGAAGAAAAGUUACCCCCUACACUGAAUAUGUCAGAAGCAACUUACCAGAGUGAGAGAGAAGGGAGGGGAACAACUUAUCCUUCAGAAAUUCCUAAAGAAGAGUCUACCUCCUUUGUAGAAAGAGAGGAUGAUGCAAUAGCUGAAGUUAAACUUCCUUCAAAAAGCCCUGCGGAUGAAGGACGCCCAGUUUCUUUGUCCUCUCAGCAUUCACUGAGUACACAAAUGGAGUUGACUCGAGUUUCAGCUUCUCUCCCCAGAAGUUACCAGAAAACUGAUACGGCCAGGUUGACAUCUGUGGUCACACCAAGACCUUUUGGCUCUCAGUCAAAGGGAAUCUCAUCACUCCCUAGAUCCUAUACGAUGGAUAAUUCUUGGAAGUAUAAUGGAGACAUUGAAGGCAGGAAGAGAACUCAGAACAAUUCAGUCAACACCUCUGUGCAAAAACCUGAAAUGAGCCAGCUGGCCUCAAGCUCGUCCAGGGAGAGGGAGACAGCAGCAAGAGAAGCUGAGAUGAGGUUGCCCUCUCCUGCACCCCCUUUCUCAUCUCUUUCCCAAGACCAGACUGACACCUCUCAAGCCACACCAUCUUCAACUUCUGGCCCCAGUUCACUGUUUGAGUCUAGAGAAGGGAGAAACUCACCACAAAGGGAAGUCUCAAGAUCACAGGAUCAGUUCAGCGAUAUGAGAAUAAGCAUAAACCAGACUCCUGGGAACAGUGUCGACUUUGGGUUUACAGUAAGAUGGAGUUCUUCUGGGAUCUUUAUAGCAUCAGUUGAAGCAGGUAGUCCAGCAGAAUUUUCUCAGCUACAAGUAGAUGAUGAAAUUAUUGCCAUUAACAACACCAAGUUUUCAUACAAGGACACAAAAGAGUGGGAGGAAGCCAUGGCUAAUGCCCAGCGCACUGGAAACCUUGUAAUGGAUAUCAGGCGCUAUGGGAAGUCUGACUGGGGCAAAGACCAACCUUCCCUGCCAUUUAUACAGCAUAAAACCCUCAAUCUCACCAGUAUGGCUACCAAAAUUAUAGGUGCACCUGAAACAAAGUGGAUCGAUGCAACCUCUGGGAUUUAUAGCUCAGACAAGUCUUCAACUCUAUCAGUUACUACUGAUUUCUCCGAAAGCCUCCAGAGUCCUAAUACUGAAUCCAAAGAAAUCAAUGGAAUUCAUGAUGAAAGCAACACUUUUGAAUCAAAAGCAUCUGAACCCAUUUCUUUGAAAAACUUAAAAAGGCGAUCACAAUUUUUUGAACAAGGAAGCUCUGAUUCUGCGGCUCCUGAUCUUCCAGUUCCAACCCUCAGUGCCCCAAGUCGCUGGGCAUGGGAUCAAGAGGAGGAGCGGAAACGGCAGGAAAGGUGGCAGAAAGAGCAGGACCGCCUACUGCAGGAAAAAUACCAACGUGAGCAGGAGAAACUGAAGGAAGAGUGGCAAAGGGCUAAACAGGAGGCUGAGAGAGAAAACUCCAAGUACUUGGAUGAGGAACUGAUGGUCCUAAACGCCAACAACAUCUCCCUGACCACACGGGAGCCCACGGCCCCUACCUGGGACGCCACUUGGGACCAAGGGUCCAAGUCUUCAGACAGGGAAGGAACUCGAGCAGGAGAGGAGGAGGGAAGACAACACCAGGAGGACACGAUUUCUGAACACCAAAGGCAGAGGCUGCAGGAACAGCUCCCUCUUGAGAGAGAGAGGAAACCGCAAGAGCAGCCGCAUCAGGAUGAGCAGGAGCAGCAGCAGCGCCAGGCCCAGGCUGAGGAGCAGAAGCGCCAGGCGGAGAGAGAGAGGGAGACUUCAGUCAGGAUAUACCAGUACAGGAGGCCUAUUGAGUCCUAUGAUAUACCAAAGAGAGAGGAAGAAUCUUCAGGUUUUCUUCCUGGUGACAGGAAUAAAUCUAAAUCUACCGAACUGGAUGAUUACUCUACAAAUAAAAAUGGAAGCAAUGCAUAUUUGGACCGAACUGGGAGCACUAGCUCCUUGCAGAGGAGUUCCAAGAAAGAACAGGUCCCAUCUGGAGCAGAGUUGGAGAGACAGCAAAUCCUUCAAGAAAUGAGGAAGAGAACAUCUCUUCACAAUGACAAUAGCUGGAUCCGACAGCGUAGUUCCAGUGUGAAUAAAGAGCCUAUCUGUCUGCCUGGGAUCAUGAGAAGAGGUGAAUCUUUAGAUAACUUGGACUCCCCAAGAGCCAGUUCUUGGAGACAGUCCCCUUGGGUCAAUCAGCCCACAGGAGUCCGUGCUUCUUCCUCUGUACAAGACUUCAGUCGCCCGCCACCGCAGCUGGUGUCUACUUCGAACAGAGCGUACAUGCGGAACCCCUCAUCCAGCGUGGCCCCUCCUUCUACUGGCCCUAUGAAGACCCCAGCCACAGGCUUAUCCUCCACAUGGUCCCCUGCCCCAAGCAGCCAGCCCACUGCAAUGUCACAGUCAGGCUCUCUGCCACGCAACAGGUCUGUCAGUGGGAAGCGCGUGUGCUCCUACUGUAAUAACAUUCUGGGCAAAGGAGCUGCAAUGAUCAUCGAGUCCCUGGGGCUUUGUUAUCACUUACAUUGUUUUAAGUGUGUGGCCUGUGAGUGUGACCUCGGAGGCUCUUCUUCAGGAGCCGAAGUCAGAAUCAGAAACCACCAACUGUACUGCAACGACUGCUAUCUCAGAUUCAAAUGUAAGAGAGCAAAUCAGAGAGAAAAUCUCUUGUCUUUUAAGGAGACCUCGGGUUCCCAUGCAUUUCCCUGAAACUGCAGCUGUCUCCCCCUCCAGCUCAUUGCCUUAGGAUUCUAGGUUUUAAGAAACUCACCCACCCCUUCAAGGAGGAUGUGUAGUGAAUGGGUCACUGCUCGGGGACUAGCCACACCAGGGUGGUUUGUGGGGUCAGGGAAUUGCAGAGGGUAUGCAGAAGCAGGACAGUGUCUUGCAGGUAGCUACAGAGUCUGGAGAAACCUGUACAGACUCAGACCACUAAUGACCGAAACAUGCAGUUAAAAGGAAUCUCCCUCAAGGUGAUCUGUUUCCUGACUAAGAAUCAGUCUGUCAGUGUUAGCUCAUCUCUGUUAUUAGUCGUUGGGAAAGUCAUGACGUUAUUUUUCUGUUUUUCUGUGCAAAAAUGUAUUAUGACUUUCCUGAUAACCUAAUAUUUAACAGGGUUUGAUUAUAUGGUAUGACCAACUUUAAAAUGUUUUUUUUUUUAAACCACAACUGUUUUAAAAGUAAUAUAAAACAAUCCACUUUAUGCUGUAUGUUAACAUAUAAUCAUACAUCAGUAUAGACAAUAUUUUUAAAAGGAGAGCAUUCAUUCUGAUUCUGUGACAUUUUGGUGUUAUUUUUGGAAAAAUUGAUUUUUUCUAAAACCUGACAUGCUACUUUGCGUGUAAGCAUGCAUUUUGUGAUAAAACGCAGGCUAGCAUAGGUAGGUUGGGUAUUCUUUAUAGCUCUAGCAAGACUCCAUCACUGCUGUUUAUGUUUUGAACCUUGAUGCUGGUAACAUGUGUUUCUUCCUUAUUGUGAAAGGGUAUUACAAGUGGUAUCAACAAAGCAUUUGCUUUUGAACUCUGAGGUAUUUACGUGGCCCCAUAUGUGAAGAGUGCUUUGAAAAUGGCUUAAACCCAGUCAACUCUCUUUUCUGUGCCGGUGGGUUCUGAGCCUUCUUGCCCCAGUGGUCCAGUCCUUCUCUGGACACCGAUGACACUGAGGUUGGAGGAGGUCAAGGCUGGGUGUGUACGGGGGGCAGUGUGUGUAUGUGUGUGCACUUUUCUCUCUUUAAUCAAAUUCCAAAGCCAAAUAGAGUUGAUUUUUGGAAUUAUCCUUGUCAAAAUUGCCCAUGCCUUUUCUCUCCUCCAAUACCAAUAAUAGAGAGUUGAGUGCAACUUACUUCUAUAUCAGCGGUUCAUUUCUCCAUUUUCAUAAGUAAUGAUUUUAGAGCCCAGAGGCUGUGAUUUGCUUAGCUUUGUCCUCCAAGUGAGUGACAGAUGACUCUUUCUACCUCACUGGGCCGCUCUCUGAGUGACGACUGCUAUGUGUCCCAGGUGGUGAUCCUCAUGUGUUUCUGAAUCUAAGCGCUUUUCUUUCUUCUCUCCUUGCCUGAUCAGCUGGACGGCCAACCGCCAUGUGACGUAAGCCUCCAUACGAGAGCGCUGUUGCAGAUAGAAGAAGAGGCGGUUGCUGCUGCUGUACAUCUAUAAAUAUGUGCUGUUUUGCUCCCUUUUAAAAAAUAAUAACUUUUUUUUUGCCUCUUUAGAUUUCCUAGGAACAUUGUAGUCUUGAUAGAAUCUAUAUUUUUGUUGUUUAUUUAUAAGAAGGUAAUUCUGUGUGUGGGGAAAAGUACAGUAUUGACUUUCUGAAUUCAGCAUCUUAAAAGCACAAAGGAAAAAUGAAAACAGAAAAAACUAUUUUUGACCUGAUAAUCAUCUAGUUUGGCUUUCCAAUGGCGUUUUGAAGAGGGUAUCUCAUUGUUUUUCUAGAAAGGAUUCUUAAACAUUAUUUGGAAUAGUUAGUCAUUGCCUUUGUUCUGUUUAUUGUAAUUAUAUACUAAAUUAAUGCAGAAGUAUAUAGAAAUUUCAUUAACAUCCAUCCCUGAAUUUGUUCUGUAUCCUUCUUUCCACCUAUGUAAUAUGGUUUAAAAAAAUUACCUUAUGUAACAUUUCAUUUGCUUGAUAAGGGGAGCUCUAUUUUCUUCAUCACCAAUGUUGCUAAGCAUUUCCCAAUAGAAAGUGCUUAUUUUCAUUAAUGAAAAAUAACCAUGGUUUGUAUACCGAAGUUUUCUCCAGACGCUCGUGAGCCUUUGUGUUCAAUUGCAUUUGUAAAUAAACUUGCUGAUGCAUUUAA